AUGGGUAGUGCGUGUACAGGUUUAUCAAUCGGAUCUUAACAAAAGUAAAAUAAUUGUGGUUUAGAAAGUGAUUGCAAUUCAAUAAAAAGAGCAAUUUUUGAACAUCCUAAAUAAGUUCAGGAUUCUGUGAGCUCGAUUUCCUCUUAUUCUGAUCAAUAAUCUUCUCGUCCUUUACGAAUUGUAGGUUAAUUUAAAACGUAAGAUUGGAUUUACAUAAAUAAGAGUGAAAAAAAUGAUACUACAAGAAGAGUUAAUAGUAGUUUGAAUGAAAACAGCUUAAGUCCACUCAAAAAAGAUUAUGCUUUUUCUGAUUUGUCUGUGGAACUGAUAGCUGAUGAAUAAGUAAAAUUAAUAAUUCCAAAUAAAAUUAAAAAGUCAUGGAGUAGAAGAAGAGUAACUUCUAAGGUAGAUUUAUUAAAUAAGGUAAAAUAAAUGAAAUACCAUGAGAAAUUCAAAAGAAGAAAAACUUGA
Paramecium pentaurelia is the source of this 471-nucleotide messenger RNA. The record is from the annotation of a GenBank genome assembly. NCBI's taxonomy places the organism in Eukaryota, Ciliophora, Oligohymenophorea, Peniculida, Parameciidae.